AUGUCUGAACUUGGCGAGACCAACAACACCUCGAAUCCUCCUGCGGUUCCUGAUGUCCUCCAACAACAAGGCCAACUCCAAGGACAACUUCAGCAGCCCUUGAUUCAGAAUCAACCUGCUCCCAGCAUCAACGCCGCAGGUGAAAACCUGCAGUGUCAGUGGCAGGGAUGCGGCGAGCGAUGCACGUCUGCAGAAGCCCUCUAUGAACAUGUCUGCGAACGCCAUGUCGGUCGCAAGUCGACUAACAAUCUCAACCUGACCUGUGCAUGGGGCCAGUGUCGUACUACCACCGUCAAACGCGACCACAUCACCUCCCACAUCCGAGUCCACGUACCUUUAAAGCCUCACAAGUGCGAAUUCUGUGGAAAGGCGUUCAAGCGUCCUCAAGAUCUGAAGAAACAUGUCAAGACUCACGCAGAUGACAGCGUCAUCAUGCGCUCUCCAAACAUGGACGCAAAUGGAGGCCAGCGCGGACAAAACGGCAUGCCUUCAGGUGACUACAACGCCUCGUACUACGGUCAGGCUCUGACAGGUCAAGUCGGUCAAAGUUACUAUGCUCCUGCGCUGCAAGGCAUCCAAGAUUAUGGUGGCCAACAUCAUCCUAACCAAUACUACCAACCACAACCACCUCAGCAAGGACAGCAUCCUGGCUAUGGUCCGGUCACGUACUACAGCACUGCACCUCAGACAUCCUACGACUAUGAGACUCGCAAGCGGGGUUAUGAUGCUCUUGACGCCUUCUUCGGCCAGGUCAAGCGCAGAGAGCUUGACCCUGCCAACUUCCAAAACAUCAGUCAUCGUCUCUUCGAACUUCAAGGUCUUCAGCUUCCUCAAAUCAUACCGUCCAAUGUCUCUGUUCCUGCGUACCAGCCUGUUUCGGUUGGUGGAGGCUACGAGUCUGAAGAUCCUAUUCAGGCUUACAGCCUGCCCCCGAUGGGCAACGCAAAGACUCGUGGUGAUUUGACCUCGAUCGACCAGAUCCUUGAACAAAUGCAAGCCACAAUCUACGAGAACGAUACACAUCUUGCCUCCACCGCCGUCGGACAGGCAGGUUCUGGUUAUGUUGCAUACCGCACGAGCGACAGCCCACCUAACGCCACCCAGCUUCCAUCUACCCGCGCCCACUCUAACCCCGUUGCUCUGCUUCAGCAUCAACCUCAAUCAAACAUCGCCACUGGUACCGAAGCCAGCACUCCAGGUCUUACUCCGCCAUCGUCUGCUCACAGUUACACUUCUGGUCAGAGCCCGUCUCAAGGUCAAUCAGCCCCAACGAGCAGUGCCUUGUAUCCCAGCCUGCCUUCCAAUGCCACCGAUAUCGCGUUUGCUGCUGCCAACGCCGCCACCCUCAGCGGUCUCUUUGAUGAAGACGAGCGUCGCCGCUAUGGUGGUGGUAUGCUUCAGCGGGCAGCUCCGGCAAAAGACAAGGUUGAUUUGGACAUCGGCAGCGAUGGUUCAGUCACGCCACCUGCAUCAGCGAUCAACAAGCAAGCCAAGGGCAAGAAGAAGGCCGACUCUCCUCAAGAUAGUGUCAUUGACCCUGCCCUAUCUGCUGCAGAGCUUGAAGCUCCCAAAGACGAGGCUAAGGACCCCGAGCCUGGUGAGGUCUGGGUGCAGAACAUGCGUUUGAUCGAAUGGAUGCGCGAUCUGAUCAAGAAGAAACUUCAAAAUGCCGAAUAUGACGAAGAGAACAGGGUUUCGACGCCAAAGGCAGAGGGUGGCAUGGACACCGACAUGACUGGCACUGAUGACAAGGACAAGACUGAAGAGGAACAACUCUAUCCUGUUCUCCGACAUGUUGAGGAAGCCGCAUGA
Molecule: messenger RNA, 1812 nt
Organism: Exophiala viscosa
Lineage: Eukaryota; Fungi; Ascomycota; Eurotiomycetes; Chaetothyriales; Herpotrichiellaceae
Exons: 3
Coding region: 1-1812 (603 amino acids)
Biological process (GO): positive regulation of transcription by RNA polymerase II
Cellular component (GO): nucleus
Source: RefSeq, a predicted model, not a curated record